UCUUCAAAUGAGACCAUAAAGGGUUAUAUCUUCUGACAGACAGCAACCCGAGACUGACCAACACAACCACAGACCUCCAACCGUGUUCCCACAGUAUGGUCAUGUCUGGUCUGACCAGGUCCAGCAGUGUACACAACGAUCACAGCGGUCACAACCUGUCCUCAACCACAACCACGCACGGUCACCACCCCGAUCAGAGCGGUGCGGUCGCCGUGGGCGGUUGUGGUCUCACUCCGGUCCUGGACUAUACGGCUGAGAUGGAGCGCUACCAAUCCUUCGCUAACUUCUACACUAAAACCAACGUGAAUAUGAACGCAGUUAACAGCAUGAACUUCCCUCAGUCGGCCAAGCUCGCCCACAUCACCGCUCCUAUGUUCCCCGGCGGCAGGCUCGGAGUGGGCGUGGCGGGCGUGACGCCGUGGGGUUGUCAUGACAACAUCAACAUGAAUAUGAACGUCAACGCGGCGAUGCUUUGGGGGCGGAAACCUCCCGUGCAUCAGACCACGCCCCUAGCGCCGCCCACAACACACCCGUCGCCCUCGACAACGCACAUGCAGCCCCACCGGACCGGCGCCGUGGCGGGCGGUCAGGGUGGAGAGGGCAAGCAGCACGCAAGACAUGGAGGACACGCCUCCUCACAGGGACAGGAAAUGCAUCAUCAUCACGGGAAUAACAACUUCCAGUCCGGCUAUGCUGCCGCCAAUCACAUGACCAAACAGGGCCAUGCCCACCAGGACAUGCUCAGCCUAUCGAAUCGCAGCAGCAGUGGCAACGGAGGAGGAGGCGGAGUCAACGGGGUCAACAUGUCCAACUUCCCCGCCGGAAUGCUGGGGUUACCACCCGGAGUCAUCGUCAUGGCGAUGGGGUCGCACAAUAACAUUUCGGACUCCUCCCACUUCCAGAUGACGACCAAUCAUAACCAACUUCUGUCGGACUGCCACCAUGUCAACCAGACAAACCCCUCACCCUGCUCUUCAACCUCGCCGGGGAUGACCUCUGGGGGUCAGGGGUCAGGAGCCUCCAAGAGGAAGAGGAAGCGGUGUGGAGUGUGUGCCCCCUGCAGAAGACUGAUUAACUGUGGGGUGUGUUCAGCCUGUAGAAACAGGAAGACAGGUCAUCAGAUCUGUAAGUUCAGGAAGUGUGACGAACUGAAGAAGAAGGCUGGGAGUAUACAGCUAGAGAGUCCUCCCUCAGUGCCCAGUGGAGAAGCUUUCAGAUGGUUCUUCUAGAUGUCAGACCACAACCUCACUCCAAAUGUGACCACAACCUCACUCCAAAUGUGACCACAAUCUCACUCCAAAUGUGACCACAACCUCACUCCAAAUGUGACCACAACCUCAUUCCAAAUGUGACCACAACCUCACUCCAAAUGUGACCACAACCUCACUCCAAUGUGACCACAACCUCACUCCAAUGUGACCACAACCUCACUCCAAUGUGACCACAACCUCACUCCAAUGUGACCACAACCUCACUCCAAUGUGACCACAACCUCACUCCAAUGUGACCACAACUUAAUCUCAACAUGACCACAUUGGCACUUCUUCCCUUCCUCACUCAGACAGACAGAGCUCUUAUACCUCCAAACCCAUACCCAACUUGGAAACUUUACAGUCAGUGGUCUAACCACGGUUGAAUAGUGUGAUCUAACCACGGUUGAAUAGUGUGGUCUAACCACAGUUGAAUAGUGUGAUCUAACCACGGUUGAAUAGUGUGGUCUAACCACGGUUGAAUAGUGUGAUCUAACCACGAUCUCCCAACUCCACUGAUCAUGAUCCUUUCCUACUACUACCAUACUACAGUGGACUACACUACUAGUAUACUAGUGGACUACAGUACUACUGCUAUACUACAGUGGAAUAUACUACUAGUAUACUAG
Molecule: messenger RNA, 1879 nt
Organism: Oncorhynchus mykiss (rainbow trout)
Lineage: Eukaryota; Metazoa; Chordata; Actinopteri; Salmoniformes; Salmonidae
Cellular component (GO): nucleus
Molecular function (GO): zinc ion binding; methyl-CpG binding
Source: RefSeq, a predicted model, not a curated record